UAAUGUAAUAUUUUCUGGUUUAGUCUUAUAAUUCUCAAAGUUUUAUAGAGCAGGAGAAGAACCUGUUUUGACAGGGUAUUUCAUCAAUUCUGUAUACACAUAUUAAAUUCAGCACCACAGAUAACCAUGGUGGUCAGAAACGGACACAUAUCCAUCAACGGCGUCCCCGUUGCCGUCGAUGACAAAGGCUUUGUCGUCGGUCGCGACGGAUCUCUCUUGCCCAUCAAGUACCAGGAUUUCUAUCGCCGGGCUUCGGUGGAGAGAAUCGACAGGAUAUUGACCGAGUUGGCCCAAACGAAGGAUGUCUGUAUACAAAAUGAAAAGCCACCUCGUCAGUCGAAAAAUUGGGUUCCUGGUCCAGAGAUCGGAUUAAUUCCUCAUUUCAAGCUCCCUCGAGAGAAACGACGUCUUCCCAAGGAUAUGAAGCACCUGAUAAAUCGCCUCUCAUCAAAGAUGGCUAAUCUAAAAUCAGUUGUGGAUGCUUCGAUGCAAACCGCAACGUUGAAGCCAUCAGAGCCACCUCGACGAUCCACAACGUCCUCCAUUUGCGACUGCAUCAAUUCCCGCAUCAGUACUCUUCGUCAUCAUAAUCGCGCUGGUUCUCUCCUGGAAAACGAACAGGCCAUCAGCAAGGAUGACCACUUCGACUUUAUUCUCCGAGCGAUGCGAGACACUCAGUUGGUCAUUAAGGAUUUGGAACACUUGAGCCACAAACUGUCCAAGAGUUACAACACCAUGCAAAAGACAAUUCGCGAUGCCCAGGCGAGCAACUGGGCCCUGGUGAAGACGACGGAAACCUUCUGCACGGGCACUUUAUCGUUAGAGAAUGAAGAGGCCUAUGUUUUGACAAAGUAUUACAAUCUUGUUGGAACUCUUCUUUGGUUACAGAGGAAGAGAAAGGAGAGGGAAUUGGAAUGUGCCAAACUGAAAGAUGACAAUCAAAGAUUGACUUGGCGGGUGGAAGAGCUUGAAAGUCAAAUAGCAGAAAUGACUACAGAUAGAAACUUGGUGGACAGGCUACAAGAGCUUGCGGAUAAGGUUGAAGAGAUGUGCUCUACUGGAGCGCUCCAAGUCGAUCAGUCGGUAUGUUCGUGUUCACCAGAGCCGAAAAGAGGAAUUGAAGAGUCUUCAAUGUCUGCCGACUCUAUCAGUGAUGACGAAGAAGUAAUGGUCGGUAACUAUGAAAACGACCCUGCGGCAGGCUGGUCCAAAGCACUCCAAGCUCACAAACAGAACUGGAAAGCGUUCUACGAUCUCAGCGAUGACCAAAAGAAGAAUCACGAAGUCCUGCAUGAGCUCAAGGUUGAAUGUGGAACAAUCCACGAUCAGAAUAAACGCCUCACGAGCAGACUAGGCAUUGCCGAAACCAACUCCGCUAAACUCCAAGAUCAGUUACGGGAUCUUUUGGAUGAGAAACAAAAUUUACAACAAAGACUUCGGACUUCGCAGAAACUCUUGAAAAUUACGCAGAGGUCGCUUGUCAGCCAACCAGAAGAUAUUAAAACAUAAUAGGACUGAAUGGUCAAACACCAAGCAAGAAAUUGAUCGAUUUGAGACUAGUAUUAUAGCAACACAUCGUGAUAGGUCAGAAGUGUGUCAUAUUGUCAAGUUAGCCAAUUACAUAGCAUUAUUUUACAUACAAAAUCUCCAGAUGAAAAUCCAUUUUCCCCAAACUAUAGUGUUACAAGCGUAUAUAUUCAUGAGAUAUACUUCUCAAUUAUUGCCAGUCUUAAAUCAUGUAAAUAAGCCGUGAUCUUCCUAAAUGUCUGCAUCUGCCUACUUUACGACGAGGCUUUAAUAAUGA
This is a messenger RNA of Lytechinus variegatus (green sea urchin), 1804 nucleotides long. RefSeq lists its product as uncharacterized. The record is from RefSeq and is a predicted model, not a curated record. Bases 127 to 1509 code for a protein of 460 amino acids. NCBI's taxonomy places the organism in Eukaryota, Metazoa, Echinodermata, Echinoidea, Temnopleuroida, Toxopneustidae. The transcript has 5 exons.